CUUUUCUACAACCUCUCUUCCCCUUCAGACCCCUGUCUCUACAUCUCUGUCUCUCUUCUACUCUCAUCAUCCCCCAUCGCCUCUCUCUUCCACUCUUUGUCUGUUGAUACAGAGGAAUGCAGUAUGUGGCAAGCUGUGGCUCUUUGGCUGUUGGUACUUGGGACUCUGCUCCGUGUAUCAAUGCAGGGUCCUCACCAGCGCUUUCUGCUCAGGGAGCUGCUAAGAGACUACAACCCCAUGGAGAGGCCGGUGGCCAACGAUUCUCAGACCCUCACUGUUCAGUUCUCCUUUACUCUGAUGCAGGUCAUGGAUGUGGAUGAAAAGAGCCAGAUCCUAACUACGAAUGCCUGGUUGCAGAUGCAGUGGUACGACCAUUACCUUCAGUGGAAUCAAUCAGAUUAUCCUGGAGUUAAAAACCUUCGUUUCACUCCUGAUCAAGUCUGGACACCUGACAUAUUACUUUACAACAGUGCUCAUGAUAAGUUUGAUGCAACCUUUAAGACCAAUGUGCUGGUUAACUCCAGUGGUUUCUGUGAGUAUCUGCCUCCAGGAAUAUUUAUCAGCACAUGUAACGUGGAUGUGCGGUGGUUUCCAUUUGACAUCCAGCGCUGUGAACUGAAGUUUGGCUCCUGGACAUUUGAUGGCUGGCUGCUGGACAUCCAGAUGAAGGAAGCAGAUGUGUCAGGGUACAUGCCCAACGGAGAGUGGGACCUAGUGGAGGUUCCCGGUGGUCGUCAUGAGGUUUUCUACGACUGCUGUGCAGAGCCCUACCCUGACGUAACCUUUGUGGUGACCUUACGAAGGAGGACCCUGUUCUACGCUCUCAACCUACUCAUCCCAUGUGUGCUCCUCUCCUCCAUGACCCUGCUGGUCUUCCUGCUCCCUGCCAACUCUGGAGAGAAGAUCAGCCUAGGCAUCACGGUUUUGCUUUCUCUGACUGUCUUCAUGUUGAUGGUUGCAGAGAUCAUGCCUGCCACUUCAGAUUCGGUACCACUGAUAGGUCAGUACUUUGCAAGCACCAUGGUGAUUGUAGGGAUGUCAGUCGUAGCCACAGUCAUCGUCCUUCAGUUCCAUCACCACAGUCCUGACAGUGGACCCAUGCCACGUUGGGUGAACUUGGUUCUGCUGCAGUGGGUCCCUUGGUUCCUGCGGAUGAAGCGUCCAGGUGAGGGGGCAGAACCUUCUCUUCCCUACAGUCAGACAGACUGUCAAAGCAAGUGUCUGUCCUCUCCUACCACCACAACUACCACGACCACCAUCCCCACCCUGGUGCCCUCCAUCCUCCCCCAGAGCAUCAACUCCCUGCAGGCCAGCCUGGCUCAGCUCAACCACCCUCUGUCACACCCAACCCCCCAUCGGCCCAACUCCCAAGCUGUUAUUCUCCCCAAUCACUGCCACAGAGAUCCCAGUCCCAAUCCACAUCCCCAACCCAAUGGUCAUCUGCCUUACAUGGGCUUCCAGACCUUCCAGACCACUGUAGAACUGGAGCCAGUUCAGACGAGCAGAGCCACCAGUUAUAGGAGGGGUAGCAGUGGAGUUGGUGGAGGAGAUGGAGAAGGAGCAGCAGCAGCAGGAGGGGGAGGACCUGGAAAUACAACUAUCCAUCACCACCUACCAUCUGCCAAGUUUGGGAAUCCAACACAGGAAACUCCAGUGUCCCCCGAGCCUGACCCAUCAACCACAUCCUUGGGACCCAGUGGGGCUGGAGCAGGGAGAACAGCUGCCAUGCAUACCCACAGUGGUGGGGUCCGAGGCAGAGCGGUGGACAACCAGCUCCAGGAUCUUCUUGCGGAAGUGCAAUUUUUAGUUGAGCGUGUUCGUGAGCAGGAUCGGCAGCUCAGUUUGGCGGAGCAGUGGCAGUUUGCUGCAGCUGUCAUCGACCGCUUGUGCUUGGUUGGAUUCAGUGUUUUCAACAUCAUCUGUACCAUCGCUAUCCUCAUGGCUGCACCCAACUUUGGAGAAGCACUGUCAAAAGACUUCCUCUGA
Scomber scombrus (Atlantic mackerel) is the source of this 1986-nucleotide messenger RNA. Its product is annotated as neuronal acetylcholine receptor subunit alpha-7-like. The coding region runs from base 124 to 1986 and encodes 620 amino acids. The record is from RefSeq and is a predicted model, not a curated record. Gene Ontology annotation, molecular function: acetylcholine-gated monoatomic cation-selective channel activity; transmembrane signaling receptor activity. Gene Ontology annotation, cellular component: synapse; neuron projection; postsynaptic membrane. NCBI's taxonomy places the organism in Eukaryota, Metazoa, Chordata, Actinopteri, Scombriformes, Scombridae. The transcript has 10 exons. Gene Ontology annotation, biological process: monoatomic ion transmembrane transport; regulation of membrane potential; nervous system process.